AUGAUUUCCUUUAUUCCAAAUACAAUUCAACGUAUCUAUUUAGUUCUUACACUUGAUCUAAAGAAAAGUCCAUCACGUUUACAAAUAGAAAUACUUUCCGGUCAAGGGACAUUCAUUAUGACAACUCUGCAAAGUUCAUUAUCGUUUUAUAUUUAUGCAACCAGCGGUGGAACACUCUUUCGACAUACAUUGCAAGAAUUAUUUAGACUUAAACUGUGGAAAAAAUAUUCUGUAAGACAGCAAAGACGUGCAAUAAAUUUUCAAACUUUUUUUGAUAAUAAUAUUUUGACUCGUUUUUCGAACUCAAAAGUAAAGUACGUUUAUAAGUAUGAGCUCGUUAUCAUAAGGAUGUCUGCACAAAGACUACAAACUAUUGGCCGACAUAUUCAAUUAAGUACACAAUAUAAAGCUGAACAACAGCCGGAAUAUCGUUUUACAUUAGAAAAUGGCAUUCUAACCAAAGAACAACGUGAUUUUUAUGAAAAAAAUGGCUUUAUUGUAAUUCGAAAUUUAGUAUCAUUGGAAGCACUUGAUCGUUUUCGAAAACGUUUUCAAGAUGUUUGUACAGGCAAAGUUGAUACGUUCGGUAUGACAAUCAUGAAAGAUGUAGCUAUUGCAAAAUCUGAAUUUGCCGACGGUGAAAAAGCUAUAACAAAAAUUCAAGAUUUUACGUUGGAUGAUGAAUUAUUUCAAUAUUGUUGUCUACCAGAAGUAGUUAAAUAUGUUGAGAAUUUUACUGGUCCAAAUGUGAUGGCAAUGCAUACGAUGUUAAUUAAUAAACCACCUGAUCCGGGUACUCAAACAUCACGUCAUCCACUCCAUCAAGAUUUAUAUUACUUUCCAUUUCGGCCAGCUGAUCGCAUUGUUUGUGCAUGGACAGCCAUGGAACAUAUACAUCGUGGAAAUGGAUGUCUGGUAGUUCUACCUGGCACACAUAAAGGUGAACUUCAACCACAUGGCUAUCCCGAAUGGGAGGGCGGUGUUAACAAAAUGUAUCACGGAAUUCAAAAGUUUGAUCCCAAUGGAGAACGAAUACAUUUAGAAAUGUGGACAGGUGAUACUGUUUUCUUUCAUCCAGUACUUAUUCAUGGUAGUGGAACGAAUAGAACCGAUGGAUUUCGAAAAGCAAUAUCUUGUCAUUAUGCAGGUUCGGAAUGUGAAUAUGUUGAAUGUGGUGAUAUACAAGAUUUAAUAUCGAAAGAAGUUACAGCAAUUUUUAAGAAACGAACUGGAAUUCAAGAAGCACGUUUUGAAGAUGUUUGGCGAGUUAAAAGUCGAUUGGUGAAAGGGGAGCGUAUAAAUCUAUAA
Molecule: messenger RNA, 1308 nt
Organism: Rotaria socialis
Lineage: Eukaryota; Metazoa; Rotifera; Eurotatoria; Philodinida; Philodinidae
Source: the annotation of a GenBank genome assembly